AUUCCGGCUGGCCUUAAUCGUGAAUUUACAUCCUUCAGUGUAGGCACCUGCAUUCUAGGGUCGAACUUAGAAGCAUUUACCCAAACUAGUGAGGAUUCGGGCUGCACUGAUCGAAUGGUGUUUGAAAUGAAAAUUACUUCACCUCGAGCUAAUUGCGGGUUUGACUAUGAGCUCUCCGACGACGUCGAUGAGAUGGACCUACGCUAUGGAGACUGGAUUGGCUGUAACCAAGGUAACGAUAUUCCAAAGUCAAGUGCGAGAAAGCGCCGGCCCUGGCGCCUGGAGUUACACAACCGCCGAUACCACAGGUACCCUUGGCGAGAAUUACCCUCAGAUUACUGGAGCACUGACUCCCGGUACCGACUACACGGGCACAAGAGCCGAUCCCGCUGCCUACGAAUCUGGACUCACUUGCAAAGAAUUAGGUCUAUGUGAGGCAGACCAAACCUUUUUGGUUCAGUAUAUGAUCCAUCAAGACGUACACGCUUUAUUCGCCAACCCUGGGUUGGGUAACAGUGCUGGCUUUGAUCUCCGCUUGCUGGUUGAUGUGUCCUAUGAGACGGAUAUGGCCAGUGCCACACGUCGUCGUCGUCGUCGCCAAGCAUCCACAGACACAGGCAACACCGGAGUUCAACCGGCUUCAGAUCCUGCACAGGAUGGUCAGGGACCAGCCAGCGUUUCGGCAAGCGGUGAUAUUGUGGGCUCCGAUCAGGUUGCGGCAACGGACGACAAUGACAGUGCCGCUGGGGCAAUAUCGUCCUCGUCGUUCAUGUUAGUAGUUGUAGCCGUAAUCAGUUUAGUGCUUUGUUAG
Sphaeroforma arctica JP610 is the source of this 811-nucleotide messenger RNA. RefSeq lists its product as hypothetical. NCBI's taxonomy places the organism in Eukaryota, Ichthyosporea, Ichthyophonida. Bases 167 to 811 code for a protein of 214 amino acids. The record is from RefSeq and is a predicted model, not a curated record. The transcript has 2 exons.